AUGGGUUGGCUAUCUUUUGGGUCAAAGAAUGAUUCGAGUCAGCUGUCGAUUGUAAAUGGUUCUGCAGUUCCUUCAACUGGUCAAAUAUUGCAACGUUCGCAUCAAAAGUUGACAUCGUCUGAAUCAGAUAUAGAAACUACGUUGAAUCAGUUAAAAGCCAAAUCUACAAGUCCAGAUAUAAAAGUAGAGUCGGUAAAUGGGAAGAUUAAAAGUAGUUCAGAUAUAAACCAUACUAUUGCCGACUUUAUCAAUCAGUAUCCCGUAAAUAACAUGUUUGAAAUUGAUGGUGAAAAGGAUAGAAACGAGAGUAUUAUAUGUACAUCUAAUGAUCAAGGCGGCAAGACAUGCCUCAAGUUGAAAAUAAACUCAAUCGAAUUGUUUAGGUGUAUGCAAAAAUUAGAAUAUUUUUGCUCUUUGCCUAAUGAUAUCAAUGCUACUUAUUUCGAAUGUAGAAAAAUCCAGUAA
Messenger RNA from Lodderomyces oxycetoniae, 465 nucleotides. RefSeq lists its product as uncharacterized. Bases 1 to 465 code for a protein of 154 amino acids. The transcript has a single exon. The record is from RefSeq and is a predicted model, not a curated record. NCBI's taxonomy places the organism in Eukaryota, Fungi, Ascomycota, Pichiomycetes, Serinales, Debaryomycetaceae.